Messenger RNA from Scleropages formosus (Asian bonytongue), 7119 nucleotides. RefSeq names its product zinc finger protein 335 (gene znf335). Gene Ontology annotation, biological process: positive regulation of transcription by RNA polymerase II; brain development; positive regulation of neurogenesis. The coding region runs from base 1614 to 6305 and encodes 1563 amino acids. The record is from RefSeq and is a predicted model, not a curated record. NCBI's taxonomy places the organism in Eukaryota, Metazoa, Chordata, Actinopteri, Osteoglossiformes, Osteoglossidae. Gene Ontology annotation, molecular function: RNA polymerase II cis-regulatory region sequence-specific DNA binding. Gene Ontology annotation, cellular component: nucleus. The transcript is spliced from 28 exons.
UGUUUCAUCACCUUUUUGGAACUUUUUACAAAGCGCUACAUGACUUCCCCUGCUAAACAUUAUAAUACCUUGUCCUUACAUUGUUAAACAGAACAAUCGUAUCUCAUAUGCAUUUACCUUAAACUGGACAUCACACACACAUGGCUGAUACAAUUCUUCUGUGUAACAACUAACAUGAUAAGUGGCCCUUUUUAGUGGACGCUGGAUUAUGAAAGUGGGUGGACAGAUAGUACUUAGCAGUGGUAUUAAACAUGGGGAAUAAAGGAUCUUUCGGGGGGGCAUCCAAAAACCUAAUCCCCUCCUUUGUUUUCUCACAUAUUUCCCAUCAUUCCUUGUUGACCAGCCCCAUCCAUAAAGAUAUAAGAUUCACUGCUUCUUCAUUCUCUGUGCACCAGUUCCUUUCCUUCAUUUCAUAUAUUUAUUCUUAACGGCAUCACUCACAUUUUAAAACAUAUGAAUUAAAGUAAUGCCACAGCACAAACUUGUCCCCUUUUUAGAUAAUUUACACUUAUUUCUACCCACUGCUUCCGUUUACUGCAUUUUAACUGGGAAAAAAAAAAUAUUUGCUGACGCGAUUUAAUGUUCAACUCCAGUAAACAGUUAAACAGUAAAAUGUUCCCCCUCCAGUUUGUGUAUUAAGACAUUUUAUCACUGUACAACUGUCUGUUAAACUGUACAAGUUGCCUCUGCGAACGGUAACCAGUUCAGGUGUUAACUAGCUGUAUUAUGUAUAUUACUGUAUGAUACUACUAUUAUUAUUACAUUUUGAAGCAACUACGAAACACCCAAUUGUCGAUAUCUUCCAGUCCAAAUAACCAUAUUUUUUCUCGACGAGAACAUUACUGUAUCAUGCUGAAAUUAGAUUACCCACUGUUUAAACACACGCACUGUCAGUAAGCUAAAUGUGGCGUUUGAGUCGUGAGUUUGUAUAACUCUGUAUGAACCCCAAUUUAAAACUGUGUGUAACUGUUCAGUCUGUCUGACAGUUUCCUUUGCGCGAGUCCGAUCACACUGACUACUAAGCUUCUACGACGCAUUCUGUUACCCAGCUCUGUAAAAAAUGUAGGCAAAUCGUGUAGGUAAAGAAUCUGCUCACUGCUCGCAAAAGAAAAUACCCAACAAGUGACUGAAACACAGUUUAAGACACAACAUGAAAUGAUAACCCGUGAGACAUUUUGGGCUGCGCAACUACUAAGACAGCCCCAGUUCCAGUAUCAGUCCGCUCAGAGCCGUGUUCUUCCGCCUUUCGAACCAAACACACCUACCGUUUCUUCUGCCCAAAACAAUAACAUGAUUUCGUUACAUCAGCCAUACUUCAAAAAUAAUUUAGCCAACAUUUGUAAAAAUUACACGAGUUAUUACCAUAAUGAAUGUAGGUGGAAAGAGUUACAUAUAUUUUAGGAACGCGAACUUAGAAGUCUAAAAGUGCAGCCGAUAAAUGAGUUCCGGUUGGCGUCCUGAAGCAGCCGGGGGAACGUUGAUGGCGUCCAGUUAGAAUGCCGGAGCGGUUAUCUUUUUCCGUCCAUCGCGGUUUUUGAACGGACGGUGGAAGCGGAAACAAGCCAGCGCGAAAUUCGAGCCUUCUCUCUCUGAAAUUGCAACCCAAGGGCAAAAUGGACUCUGAGGAGAACGAGGUGGAAAGCAGCAGUGAUGCGGGUCCGUCUGGCCUGGAGGAGCCCUCAGAGAGCGGCAUGGGCAUGGAGUCAUCGGAGGCUAUGUCCGCUGACAGUAGCGACACGGCCGCAAUGCCCACCAUGGCACCAGAAUCGGACUCCCACGUGGGCCAGAGUUCGGAGAGGCUCGUGGAGCUUAUACCUGAGACCAGCUCUAGCACCGACGUACGAGCAGUGGUCCAUCUCCCCGACUCAUCCUCCGUGGCACAGUCCACCAGCGUGUCCAGCGUCUCCACGGUGACCCAGUCAAUCUUGGUGUCCGAAUCAGCCCAGGUGCUCGUCCACUCCAGCGUGGUGUCAGACGGAGGAAUGAUCGUGUCGGACUCCACCGCCUCCACUUCGUCGGACCUCGGCUCUGCUAUUGACAAGAUCAUCGAGUCCACUAUCGGUCCUGACAUCAUGAAUGGUUGCAUUGCGGUCACCAGUGCUGAGGAUGGAGAUGCUGAGACCACGCAGUAUCUUAUUCUUCAGGGUCCUGAUGAUGGUGCUGCUAUGGUGUCUGAGAUGUCUUCCAGUCGCAUCACCAUUGAAGCUUUGGCGGAGGGUCCGACCUCGACUUGCCUGGACCAAUCCGAUGUGGUGGAGGUUCGAAGAGUGGUGCUCCCCGAUCAUGAGGCUUUGGAUCCUGACCUGCCUGACCAACCGGGACAUUCAGGUUAUGUGGAGCAAGAAGACAGCAUCGGAACGGAUGGCACACAUCGCUUCCAGGGCCUGGACUGCAGUGGGGAGGGACCAGACCAGACACGGCCAUCCCACUAUAUCGAGUGUAGAGCCGACAGGCCCGACAACUCGGAGCGACAUUCACGGAGUUACCAGGGUCACGAAGAAGAGCCCGGUCCGUCACACUGCUCUCGCUACCCUGUGGGUGGUGCCGGCCCCUCAGGGAGGCUGCACCAGUCCCACUAUCUGGACGGUCCAGGGCCAUCCCAGCAGCAUUCGCGGUACAUUGACUGUAGCACGGACAGCUCAAGCCAGCCACCAGACUACGCAGAGUGCGUGACCGGCGGGCCAGACCAGACUGAGAACUCCCAGUAUAUGGAGUGCUGUGUGGAUGACCCAGACCAGACACAGAACUCGCAAGACCAGCCCCACAACUCCUGCUACAUCGAGUGCAGCGUGGCCCAGGGGUCUAUCUACAUGGAGGAGAGCUCCCUGGAUUGCCCAGACCAACCACAGCAUUCCAGCUACAUGGAGGUCAGCGUUGCUGUGGACGACCAACGACCUGAUCAGCCAGAUGGCUACCGCUAUGCAGAGGGUAGCGAGGACCAGCCCAGCCAGUACCCGGUGCGGCCCAACCGGACUGUCUCACUGGAGGGUGGAGAACCUCCAGAGGGCAGUGGCUGUUCAGAAGCCCAGGGCAGCGGGGCUGUGGGGCCGGGCCCACCAACAAGCCUCAGGGACCAGCCCCCAGACCUGGCGGAGCUCGAGGAGAUGAUGGAAGUGGUGGUUGUACAGCAGUUCAAGUGCAAGAUGUGUCCGUACAAGAGUGUCUCGAAGGACACCCUAAUAAACCACAUGAGGGAAAAGCACUUCAAGAACACAGGUGGUCCACCGCCGAAAAAAAGGGGACGAGGCCGGCCACGCCGCUGUGACUCAGUCGCCCCACAGAAGCCCGAGGUGAAGGUGGAGGAACCGGUAGUGGCAGAGGAGGAAGAUGACGAUAUUGUGGAUGCUGGCGCCAUCGACGAUGCAGAAGAUGAUAGUGACUAUAACCCAGCUGAUGAAGACUGCAGGGGACGCCAGCCAGCCCUUCUCCGAAGCACUCCUUCGUCAUCAUCCCUCUCGCAAGAGCGCCCGCGGCGCAGAGUGAUUCGCCCCAGCAAGUUCCCUUACUACACAGGCAGCCGCCGUAACCAGAAAGCAGCAAGCAAUACUAGAGCAGCAGCUGAGGAGAGUAAGAAUGUGGACUCUCAAGUAGCCGAGGAGGCGAGCUCUUCUGGGAUGGACAACGGGCCCAUGUCCUCGGGAAAUGAAAAUGGAGCCGAACCUGGCGUGAGUCAGUCGGAUUCUGAGAACAAGGAUCCAUCAUCAAAUACGGGGCCGGAGGAGGUUGAUUGCUACCCUCGGAAACGAGGACGCCCUACAAAGCAGUUUCUUCGAAAGAAGUACAAGAAAUACAUAAACCGCAAUAGGUAUUACAAAUCCUUGAAGCCGUUGCUAAGGCCCCACAACUGUCGGAUCUGUGGAUCCCGAUUUCUAUCCCAGGAAGACCUUCGCUUCCACGUUGACUCUCACGACGGCGAUGACCCCGAGCGGUUCAAGUGCUUGCAGUGUAGUUACCGGUGUAAGCGCUGGUCAUCACUGAAGGAGCACAUGUUCAAUCACGAGGGAACGAAGCCCUACAAGUGCGAGGAGUGUGACUACAGCAGCGUCUACAAGAAGGAUGUGGUGCGACACUCGGCUGUGCACACCAAAGACAAGAAAAAGAAGACAGACCAGGUCCCCAGGGUGGUGCAGUAUCUGUGCCCCGUGUGUAACAGGGUGUAUCCCAUGCAGAAGCGCCUGACACAGCACAUGAAAACACACAGCACGGAGAAACCGCACAUGUGUGACAAGUGUGGGAAAUCCUUCAAGAAACGGUACACUUUUAAGAUGCAUCUCCUUACACAUAUCCAGAGCUACGGGAACAGCAGAUUCAAGUGUGAAUUCUGCGAGUACACCUGUGACAACAAGAAACUGCUCCUCAACCACCAGCUGUCACACACGAGCGAUAAGCCGUUCAAGUGCGACUACUGCAAGUACUCCACCACCAAGGAGGACUUCCUAGUGUCCCACAUUGCAAUCAAACAUACAGGGGAGAAGCCAUUCUCCUGUGACUUCUGCCACUUCAUGACGAAGCACAAGAAGAACCUACGAUUGCAUGUGAUGUCGCGCCACCCUGAUGAAUUUGAGGACUGGCGCGUCACGCACCCGGAGGAGCCCCCUCGUCGCCGCCGACCCUUUUUCACACUGCAGCAGAUCGAGGAGCUCAAGCAGCUGCACGACCAUAUGCAGGUUGUGCAGGAGAGCACCCGCGCCCCCAUCGUAUGCCAGGUGCACCCCAUUGAGUUGCAAGCACUUCAGACAAUGGAGAACGCCGCUGUUUCUCAGGAUUCCCUGGGCAACACCACCAUCAUCUAUGAACACGGAGAUGACUCCGAGUUGUCAGCCCAGAAUGCGCUGGACCUGCUCUUGAACAUGAGCACCCCCCGCGAGCUCGUGGGCAGUUCACUGCAGGUGGCCGUGCUGAAAGCGGAUGCGGAUGGUUCCACGCCGGGGGAGGCCGACUCGGCAGGGCAGCCCCAGAAGGUCGUGACCUUCCAUGUAGCCGAGCACGGGGACGUCAUGGCGACUGCCCCCGUAGAUGAUGUCCCUGUGAGCGCCUAUCAGGGCGCUGGGGACUUUGCGGUCUCAGAGCAGGUCGGGGAGGAGAUCCACAGCUCUGCUGCUGUCUACAGCGAUACGGAAGGCAGCCCUGGGGCAUCUCAGUCCGUGGUGGUGAGCAGCGAAUCUCUCUCCAGUAACAUGAAGGAGCACAAGGGCAAGUACCACUUGACCUCGGGAAUCGAAGGAGACGUUGUGCAGCAGGUGGAGCUGAGCACGGAGGAGCCCAGCUCCCCUCCUGCAUCCCCCUCCCCCCGGCAACAGGUGAACUCAAAGCGCUUCUCUUGCCGCAUCUGCAUGGAGUCGUUCCACGGCCGCUCCGACAUGGAGAGCCACAAGAGAGCGCACGUGGACCCCACUACCUUCAAGUGCCCCGACUGCAAUUUCACAGCGCCCUCCUGGCCAGAGGUCAAGACACACAUGGCCAUGCACGCGUACCUGCGACCCCACAAGUGCGCACACUGCAGCUUCGCCUCGAAGAACAAGAAGGACCUGCGGCGGCACAUGAUGACACACACCAACGAAAAGCCCUUCGCCUGUGAGGUCUGCGGACAGAGGUUCAACCGUAAUGGCCACCUGAAAUUCCACAUGGAGAGGCUGCAUAGCCUGGAGCCGCCUGCACGAAAGACACGGUUGGGCUCCUCGCAGCAGGCCAUCAUCGUCAACACGGAUGAGGAGGCACUGGCCAGCCUUCAAUCAGCUUUACAGGCUGGACAGACGGUGCUCACCUCGGAAGGGCUCCAGCAGGCCUUGGCACAGGAGCACAUCAUCGUGGCCCAGGAGCAGAGCAUCCCGAACCAGGAGGAAGCCACGUAUAUCCAGCAAAUUACCACAGUGGAUGGACAGACCGUACAGCACCUGGUCACGGCAGAGAACCAACUGGCUGAGGUCCAGUAUAUAAUUUCCCAAGACGGGGUGCAACACCUGAUCCCCCAGGAGUAUGUAGUGGUUUCAGAAGGAAACCACAUCCAGAUGCAGGACGGACAGAUCGCACACAUUCAGUAUGAGCAGGAUGGAGCAUUCCUGCAGGAGCAGCAGAUCGCCCUGAGCCACGACGGACACAUCCAAUACGUGCCCAUCAGCUCUGAGCAGCAGGUCGUGGGCCAAGAGAAUGCUGAGGUCGCUGCCCACUCAACAGUGACCGCUGUAGUGGAUGCAGCCGUGGCACAGGCACAGACGGUGUAUGCGGCCGAGGCCACGCCGGAACAGCUGGAGCAGAUGCAGCAGGAGGGCAUCCAGUACGACGUCAUCACCUUUACGGAGGAGUAGCGGCGCACACCAUCGCUUCUCGGUUCCUGCACUUCUUCCAGUUGCACGGCUUACGAACAAGCAGUUGGCUUCUUGUGCUUCUUAACCGCAUUUAAUCACAAUUUGCGUGGGUGUUGCUUAGGAAAAAAAGCGGGAAUGGCCUUUUUCUACUUCUGAUUGACUGAGAACACAUCGGGCUCCAAGUCCAGGAUGGUUCUGCAGCUUCUUUGGAAAUUUCUACGUAGGGGGUUCUCAAUGUAAAAUAAAAUUAAAGAAAUACUGUAAAUAAGAAAGACCAUGUUGGACGGAGGAUGGCUCUCUCAACAUUUCUGAUGAAUCCUAUAGUGUCUCUGUAAUAUAAUUAUUCAUACUGUUGCCUCUAUCUCGUUUUGAAGACUUUUUUGUUUUGCAACUUUUUGGGACACCUGCUUAUUACAGGCUGACCCGAAAUGGCACAACGUGAACAAAUAUAUCCAUGUGAUUCUGGGUGUGAGUGUAUGGGGGCUAGAAAGGAUCUCUUUUGACUGGGUUUGUGCGUUUCCUAAACUUCACUAAGAAUGACACGAGCCAUUUCCUACAGGGGGGCGAAGAAAAACAUGGCCCAUAAGCCCGUGUUAUAUUUUACUUUGUGGCUGUACUUCAUAAACUCUGCUUUGUGAAUUGCUGCAUAUGAACUAAAAGCUAAUACCAAAGACUUUCAUUUUGCAACAGACACAAUAAAAACGAAAAAGUUACGAUACAAUUUCGGUUCACGUUAAAAUUGCAGACAUACAUAUGUUGUAAAAAAAGAUGUUGAAAUGUAUCAUUUAACAAAGAAAAAUGUUUUAUUUAUUUG